Molecule: messenger RNA, 1509 nt
Organism: Aspergillus fischeri NRRL 181
Lineage: Eukaryota; Fungi; Ascomycota; Eurotiomycetes; Eurotiales; Aspergillaceae
Product: dolichyl-P-Glc:Glc1Man(9)GlcNAc(2)-PP-dolichol alpha-1,3-glucosyltransferase ALG8
Exons: 6
Coding region: 1-1509 (502 amino acids)
Biological process (GO): protein N-linked glycosylation
Cellular component (GO): endoplasmic reticulum membrane
Molecular function (GO): dolichyl pyrophosphate Glc1Man9GlcNAc2 alpha-1,3-glucosyltransferase activity
Source: RefSeq, a predicted model, not a curated record
AUGGCUGAUAUUUAUCCUUCGUUGGCGCAAUGCGCAAUCGUCGCUACGGCUUUCAAGAUUCUACUCUUCCCCGCCUACAAAUCAACCGACUUUGAAGUGCAUCGGAACUGGCUUGCUAUCACACACUCGUUACCGGUUAAGGAGUGGUACUACGAGAAAACAUCAGAAUGGACCCUCGACUAUCCGCCCUUCUUUGCAGCUUUUGAAUGGCUUCUAUCUCAAGCGGCUCGCUAUGUGGAUCCUUCAAUGUUGGUCGUUGAGAAUCUCAAGUAUGAUUCAUGGCAGACCGUUUAUUUUCAGAGAGCCACUGUCAUUUUUACGGAGCUUAUCUUGCUCUAUGCUCUGAACCGGUUCAUCAAAUCCGCACCUCAAGCCAACAAACACCUUGCGCAUAUCGCAAGUCUUUCGAUCUUUUUGUCGCCUGGGCUGCUCAUCAUUGACCACAUUCAUUUCCAAUACAACGGCUUUCUGUACGGUAUUCUCGUCCUAUCGAUCGUUCUGGCGCGCAAGCAAUCGACCCUACUAUACAGUGGUAUCUUGUUCGCGGUCCUGCUGUGCUUGAAGCACAUCUACCUUUAUCUUUCUUUAGCCUACUUUGUUUACCUGCUGAGAGCCUACUGUCUGGAUCCGAAGUCCGUCUUUCGACCCCGGUUCGGCAAUAUCUUGAAACUGGGCUUGAGUGUCAUUGGUGUAUUUGGCAUAGCUUUUGGUCCAUUCGCUCAUUGGAACCAGCUGCUCCAACUGAAGGACAGGCUAUUUCCAUUCUCGAGAGGACUGUGCCAUGCUUACUGGGCGCCGAAUAUCUGGGCGAUGUAUUCUUUUGCCGAUCGUGUGCUAAUUACGCUCGCUCCACGCCUAGGCCUUCCGAUCAACCAUGAGGCUUUGACGAGCGUCACGCGCGGUCUUGUCGGAGAUACAUCCUUUGCCGUUCUUCCAGAGAUCACAAAGGAACAAACAUUUGCGCUGACGUUCUUGUUCCAAUUGCUUCCCCUGAUAAAGCUCUGGCUUCAUCCGGAUUGGGACACGUUCGUUGGUGCUAUUACUCUAUGCGGUUAUGCUUCAUUCUUGUUUGGCUGGCACGUUCAUGAGAAAGCUGUUCUCCUGAUCAUUAUUCCAUUCAGUUUGAUAGCGCUCAAGGACCGACGCUACUUCAGCGCAUUCCGACCCCUCGCGGUUGCAGGACAUGUUUCACUAUUCCCACUGCUUUUCACAGCAGCCGAAUUCCCGCUGAAGACCGUGUAUACCGUGUGGUGGCUGGUCCUUUUCCUGUUCGUGUUUGACCAAGUCGCCCCGGUUUCCGAGCGGCCGCGGAUCUUCGUUUUUGACCGCCUGUCCCUGCUAUACCUGACAGUGGCUAUCCCGUUGAUUAUAUACUGCUCAUUGGUGCAUCAGCUUAUUUUCGGAUGGGACCGCUAUGAGUUUCUUCCGCUGAUGUUCAUGAGUAGCUAUUCUGCUCUGGGGGUAGUCGGCAGUUGGGUCGGGUUCAUGGUCGUCUAUUUCACCGCAUAA